This is a messenger RNA of Nilaparvata lugens (brown planthopper), 932 nucleotides long. Its product is annotated as protein sprint. The record is from RefSeq and is a predicted model, not a curated record. Lineage: Eukaryota; Metazoa; Arthropoda; Insecta; Hemiptera; Delphacidae. Gene Ontology annotation, biological process: vesicle-mediated transport. Gene Ontology annotation, cellular component: cytosol; endocytic vesicle. Gene Ontology annotation, molecular function: guanyl-nucleotide exchange factor activity; small GTPase binding.
GUGGAGCCGCUAUCCCCAGAUGUAAUGGAGGUAGUGAGGUAUUAUCUGAAGAAGAUGCAGGCCGGAAGAAAUCCCAUUGACAAAUUGGACUACUUCCUAAACGCAAUCACUGUCGUUGUCAAAUCUGCAAUUUCGAGUGAAACGCUUGAACCAGCCGCCAUCUAUACUGACCAACUGGUGCCUCUGCUAGUGUGGAUGCUGGUGCACUGUGGCGUGAUGACCGCCGAAAUGGAGGUUCACUUCAUCCAGAGUCUGGUGCAUCCAUGUUUUGUGGCCGGCGAGGCCAACUUCUACCUCAAGUCGCUGCACAAGGCGGUUGACGUCAUCAAGCAUCCACAGCACCUGCUUGAGAACUACAAGACCAGGCCGAAACAUGUGUGGCGCACAGGCAGUGGUUACUUCGACCCCAGCAAAGAGCUGAAGGUGAUAGUGCCGGACCCCGCGACAGGGGUGCCCUACUCAGCCACCCUCAUCAAGCACAGUCCUCACAUCACCGCUUCAGCCAUCUGCAACACCAUGGCGAGGAAACUCAGGAUGGGCAAUCCAGAGCUGUGUUCUUUGUACAAACUAGUCAAUGGUGAAGUCACUCUUCUUGAGAGCGACGCGAAGGUUGUGGAUCUUCUCAAAGAAGAAUAUGACAAAGGAAAUAUAUGCUACUUUGUCUACAUGUACGAGCAUGGACAGAUUACAUGGCCUCUCAACUCAAAACCGUUAUAAAGAAGUGAUAUUCUUCUCCUUGUACAUAAAAUAAAUUAUCCAUUCAUAAUGUAUGAAUUAGAAUUUAGAAAUAAUUUACUUUCAUUUUAUUCCUGUGUACAACACUUCUUGUUUGACAGAAUCAAUGUAUUUGUUUCUUAUUCAACUAUUUUAUUAACUGUUGUUCAUAGCAGUUUGUCUCAAUAUAGCUUGAUUUGCACAGUCAUUUCGUUCAA